AUGGCGCGAGCCACAACAACAGCUAGCCCGGUGCGCCGUGCCUCGACACGGACGUCGUCGAGUGCGAAGAAGGAGAUCGAUGCGGAGCAGCCAGCAGCAUCACCAUCUGCACCCAACAAAUCCAAACGCAAAGCGGCUGAUCCGACAUCGGCGGCUGAUCCGAAGCAAAGCGGCACCGAUGCCACGGCCGAGGCAAGUGCUGCUGCGGCUGCUGCCCCAACCAAAAAGCCGCGCAAGAAGGCGGUCGCGGAUUCGGACUCUCCGAGCGCACCCAAGUCGGAAGACACGCUGGCCGAUCCGGGCCUGCCCAAGAACACCGAGAUGCCCGCCACGCUUUCCUAUGCCCGCCCAGCAGCUCCGGAAAGCGUGCGAAUCACUGCGUGGAACAUCACCAGCCUCAAGUCGAGCGAACCCAAGGGCAUGAUGCGCUACAUCCAGGCAGAGGACGCGCACAUCGUCGUGCUCUCCGAGACCAAGGUCAACGACGUACCCAUGCAUCCGGCCCUCUCCAAGAUCUACAAACACCAGUACUGGGGCAUCGGAAAGCAAAAGGGGUAUGCCGGCCUCGCCAUCCUCUCCAAGAUCGAGCCUAUCAAGGCAACCUACGGCUUGCCCGGUCUCAGCGACCAAGAUACCAAGGGCCGCAUCAUCACUCUAGAGUUCGAAAACACCUACCUCGUCGGAACCUAUGCGGUCAAUGCAGGUGACGGUCUCAAGACCAUGGCGACCAAGCAGGCGUGGAACACCGCCUUUGCAGCGUAUCUGGCCGAGCUCGAUGCCAAGAAGCCCGUCGUGUGGUGCGGCGACUUCAACGUGGUGCAGGACGAACGCGAUCUGGCCGCCGCAUCCAAAAAGUGGAACAAGAGCCCAGGAUACACGGCCAUCGAAUGCGAUGCUCACCGCGCUCUCCUCGACGGCUCUGCCACACCCUCCUCCCAACCCCUCGUAGACGUGUGGAGGGCAAAGCAUCCCGACGCCGUGGGCCACUACACUUUCUACGGCUGGCGAGGCUUCUGCAGGUCCAAAGGCAUCGGCUGGCGUCUCGACUCUUUCAUCCUCUCGCAACGCAUCGCUGACAAGGCGCUCGAGUGCGAGAUCCGCCACGAGUGCUACGGUGCCAGCGACCACGUUCCAAUCUACUGCGACAUUCAAGGACCGCUUUGA
Molecule: messenger RNA, 1164 nt
Organism: Moesziomyces antarcticus
Lineage: Eukaryota; Fungi; Basidiomycota; Ustilaginomycetes; Ustilaginales; Ustilaginaceae
Product: exodeoxyribonuclease iii
Exons: 6
Coding region: 1-1164 (387 amino acids)
Biological process (GO): base-excision repair
Cellular component (GO): nucleus
Molecular function (GO): double-stranded DNA 3'-5' DNA exonuclease activity; DNA-(apurinic or apyrimidinic site) endonuclease activity; phosphoric diester hydrolase activity
Source: RefSeq, a predicted model, not a curated record